Messenger RNA from Syzygium oleosum, 1328 nucleotides. RefSeq lists its product as uncharacterized. Lineage: Eukaryota; Viridiplantae; Streptophyta; Magnoliopsida; Myrtales; Myrtaceae. The transcript is spliced from 9 exons. Gene Ontology annotation, biological process: transcription by RNA polymerase III. The record is from RefSeq and is a predicted model, not a curated record. Gene Ontology annotation, cellular component: RNA polymerase III complex. Bases 395 to 1018 code for a protein of 207 amino acids.
AAAAAAUACCGUAUCUCUCUCCCUCUUCUCUUGUCACCCGCCGCUCAGACGCCAUUGCUCUGUUCUCUCGCAGACAAUCUCACCCAGUAGUUUCUCCACACGCGCACACGACAUACGCUCAACAUAUUACCCCACCCACAACGUGAUUCGUCGUGCGUUGUGAUUAGUAGUAGCAGCGUCCUCUUUCUCCUUUGGAUGGGAUUGAUCCUGAUCGGAGGACAGUUUUGUCACGGCAGGUGUUCGAUGAAAUGCCUCUGACAGCGCUUUGUUGAUGCUUUGGAUUCGCGCGUGGAAUUUGUUCCGGCACUGGACGGAGCCGAAGCGAUUAGCUAUCGAAUUCCAAGCUUUUCGACCGGAAUUUUGAGUGGUCGCGGGAGCGGUUUUCACGGUAUCCAUGGCUUCUAGAGGUCGCGGCCGAGGGAGAUUUGGUGGUGGUGGUAGAACCUCCUUUGCCAAGCAAGAGCCAUUUGUUCUUUUCCCAGAUGUCGAGUUACCACCAGUGCGAGAUGUGUCUAAGGAGGAAAGGGCACUUGUAGUUUGGAGUUCAAGGUUGCAAAAUUACUGGAAAUCGUCUCCUUAUUACCUCGAAGAGACCAUUUCAAGCACGAGCCAAAGCAUUGAUAUAGAGAGGUUCUCUGACCGGGAAAAGAUGAAGGCCAAGCCGACACGUGAUUCUUUCAUGCAAUUCCUAGAGGCUAAUGCUUCUAAUUUCCCCAGAGAACUUGUAGCAGAUUCUAGAGAGGAGCGGAGGAGAAAGAGGAAAAGGGUGCAGUGGAACCCAGAGUCAGACAUGCAGAAGCUCGAUCUCUUUGAGAAGCUUGAACAGAAGUAUCAGGGCCAAGAAGACAAAGGUGAAAAGGAAAAGAAAGAAGGUGAAGAAGAAGAGCAAGAUGAUGGAGUGGAGGAGGCUGAUGAAGAAUUUAGUGAUGAUGGUGAUUACAACCAGAAUGUAGACUUUGAUGAUGAUGAAGACGAUUUCAACAUGGGAGAUGACAACGACGAUGAAGGCAUUUUUUAGUUGUUAUUCUUUCAAGAAUGAGUUUCGGCCCGCCCUUCUCGAUUAUACUAAUAUGCACUUUCAAGAUCAAGAAAUCCUGACUCGGCAUUUGCACGUCCUUUUUGGGAAACAAGAAGAACAUGGCCUGUAUAUACAAUGUCGCAGCAGCAAGUCAGCCAGCAGCAUCGAUUAUGCGAUUCUUGUUUCUCGACGUUUUCUCUCUUAGAUUUUGAUAUUCCUUGCAUGGAGUUUUGCAUCUUCAUGUUCCAAGCCUUGGAGGACAUGGUUCAAGCUCGUUUGUGGCAGAGUUCAUCAAAUGUUCUUGUCGCCA